Messenger RNA from Anopheles funestus (African malaria mosquito), 8022 nucleotides. RefSeq names its product neural cell adhesion molecule 1 (gene side-VII). Bases 1786 to 4536 code for a protein of 916 amino acids. The transcript has 15 exons. Gene Ontology annotation, molecular function: protein binding. The record is from RefSeq and is a predicted model, not a curated record. Lineage: Eukaryota; Metazoa; Arthropoda; Insecta; Diptera; Culicidae.
CUUUCUUGCACUUUUUUUUUCCUUCUUCUUUUGGGGUGGAGUGAAUUUUUGGUCCUGCUAACCCGUUUUGGCCGGAAGUUAUCAUCACCCUUGCCACCGCCCUUACAUGGGUGCAUGUUGGGUUUACUGUGCUACGGAUGCCAUCUUUCGCGCGAGAUGAUGAUGGGGCGCGUAACCCUUGGUUCGAUAUGUCCGCGGGUGUUCAGUGUUGACAGGUGAGCGGGAAUGCCCGAUCGGCCAACACAAUCCCCAAACCCGAUCCAUGUGUCGGAAGUUGUGUGCACUUCGGCAAACGUUAGUGUGGGUGUACGUGUUCAUGUGUUGAUCAUGUGCUAGUGUGUAAGUAAGGAAAGUGGAAAUUGAAAAGUUAAAAAUGGUGUAAAAAAAUCUAGUGAAAGGAUCAAAGAGAUGGAAAGUGUUUUUCGGGGUGUGAAGGUUUUGCAAUGUGCAAUAGAAACGAAAUUAAAUUUAGUGGUCCGUGUGUACCGUGCUUCGGUAUGGAGUGAAGUGUGAAAAAACAAAGGGGGGAAAAUGACGCAAAGAACUCAUCCUAGAAGAGAUGAUGCCGAUUCAAAUUAAAAUAAAAACUGACCUGCAAAUUCAUUCCAAUAAGCAUGACAUUUGAAGAUGGAGUCAGGUGUAGCAUUGUAAAAGUAUCAAAAUGUGUCAUGUCACAAAAAUCAUCAAAUAAGCGGCUUAGAACCAGGAGUGUACAUUAAACAGUCAUCUAGAACCGUAAGAAACGAUCUGCCACUGGGUUGUUAAAUUAUCUUUCCUACGAUCGGAAACAUUGAACAACGAAGUACAGGUAGAUUUGCUUCGAUCGCUAAAGUAGCAUCGUGGAAGACAAAUAAGCUUUAACAAGUCUUCUUCGUCCAGACAACCAAAAAUGAUGCUGAUAAACGAGGCGUAUCACUCCUGGGCGGCAAAAGAUGGCUGAAUUUGAUUUGAAAAUCGUGUGAAUAUCGACAACAAAAAUUUGGCAGCAGACGGGCAGUUCACGGUACGAUUCAGUGAGCUUUGGAAAAGUUCAGUGCAGUGCAUCGGCAUGAAGAAUGGCAGAGAAAGUUAUUUUUUCAAUGAAAACUUUCGCUACGGGCAAAAAGUAUCUGGCAGCACGAUGUUGCUGCUUCCGAGUUGUUCAGUAGUCGUGGCGCUGGUAUAUUGAAGUGUGUUUGGUUCCUUUUUUUUGCUGCUUGCAUAUUUUGGUUAGUUUUUUUCGUACGUUCGCUUGUUUCUUUUGAAGUGUGUGUGUGUGCUUGGUCUGUUUGUGUAUGAGUGUGUGUACAUGGGUGUUGAAUCAGUACAGGAAAUGCGAAGAGGAAAGAUGGGCCGGUGAUGCUGCCUGAGUUCAAAGUUAUAAAUUAGCUUCCAUCGGGAGAAGUUGAUCGAUGAUUUUGUGGCAUACUGAAGGAGUCCCACUGCUGUUUGGUGGAAAAAGAGAGUGAGAGAGAGAGAUAUAGCGCGAGUUCCACACAACAGCUGGAGUAUCAAAAUUACGUUACAUGUGCACAAAGUGUGUGUGUGUGUGAGUGUAAGGAAGUCAGCGUACUAGUGAAUGGAGAGAAAACAUUUCCUAAAAGCAUUUUAAGGUACAACUUUCGCGCGUCAGGUAUCGUGCUCAAGUGCUAGCAGCUGUGACGUGAAGGCGGCAUCUGCUAUAGAUAAGCAUAAAAAGUAUUUCUACCGAAAACACGCUAGGCAUGGUAAGCGUUUGCUUCGGGCCAAGUGAUAGACACAGUUGAGGUAUAGGAAAAGUGAAAAUAAACUUAUUCGGCAGUCACUAUGGAGUCUACAAUGCUACUCCAGCUGGGCGGUCUGUUGCUGUUGUUCAUAGUUCACUACACUGCAAGUGUUAAAGAUGUUCCUGUCGUAACGAUGGAGGCACUCGUUGGCGAGACAAUCUAUCUGCCGUGCAACGUCAGCACACACGAACCGGGUGACAAUGUUGUGCUGGUGCUAUGGUACCGGGAAGAUAAAGGAUCGCCCAUAUACAGUGCUGAUACACGAGGGCGUGAGGUCGGAUCGCCCAAACGAUGGUCCGAUGAUGCCAUGUUUGGCGAUCGUGCUUACUUCCAGUUCGAGAAGGAACCGGGUGAACUGGCGGUACAGAAUGUUCGUGAAACCGAUAGUGGCAUGUACCGGUGUCGGGUGGAUUUCAUCGUAGCACAAACUAGAAAUAGUGUCGUAAAUCUUACAAUAAUAGUCCCGCCGGAACGGAUGGUGAUACGUGAUCAGCUCGGUAUGGAGCGCACAACGGUGGCCGGCCCGUACAGCGAAGGGGACAACAUAAAGCUGCGCUGUGACGUGUACGGUGGGCGACCAACACCGACCGUCACCUGGUACCGGGACGGUGUGGCAAUGGUGGCCGACACCAAGUACAUGCCGCUCGGGAAGCACCUCCGGAGUGAGAUUGCACUCGGUCCACUGACCCGCCAGGACCUGCAUACGAAGCUUGUCUGCCGGGCGACCAACCAUGCCCGGGCCAAUCCAGUGGAGCAAUCCGUCCAGAUCGAUAUGAACUUUGCUCCACUAAACAUAAGACUGAUCGGCGCCCAUCAACCGUUGUCGGCCGGCCGAAGAUAUGACCUUCUGUGCCAAAGUGCUGGUUCACGGCCAGCCGCUUCCAUCACCUGGUUCCUCGAUGGGGUGCGGCUCGACAAAAGCAAAGAAACGACAUCGGCCGACGGUAACCAAACCACAAGCACACUCUCCAUCGUACUGAACCGUACCGAUGCGGGCAAAUAUUUGUCGUGCAAGGCGUACAAUUCCUACGUACAGUCCGAUGCCCUCGAGGAUGGUUGGCAGCUGGACAUUCAGUACGUUCCAGAUGCGUCCGUUAGGCUCGGUAGCUCGCUGGAUCCGAACGCAAUCCGGGAGGGUACGGACGUUUACUUCGACUGUAUCGUUAAAGCACAUCCGGCCGUUUACAAGGUCGAAUGGAAGCACAAUAACAAAACGCUAACACGCAACAUAUCGCAGGGUGUCAUCGUCAGCAAGCAUUCGCUAGUGCUGCAGGGUGUAUCACGUACAACGGCCGGCAACUAUACCUGCGUCGGUUUCAAUGCCGAGGGUGAAGGCAACAGUCCUACGUUCGAGCUGAAUGUGAUGUAUGCACCAACCUGUGCACCAAAUCAACCGCGUGUAUACGGUGUGGCGAAGCAGGAAAAUGCCGAGAUACGGUGCGUCGUCGACGCUAAUCCACCGGAUGUCGAGUUCAAGUGGACGUUUAAUAAUUCAGCCGAAAGCAUCGAUGUACAGGCGAGCCACAUUUCCAGACUCGGCACGUCAUCGAUCGUAUCGUACACGCCAAUGACCGAGCUCGACUACGGUACGCUACUCUGCUCGGCGACCAACAAGAUCGGCAAGCAACGGCAACCGUGCGUUUUCCACAUCAUAGCCGCAGGUCGACCGGAUCAAGUACACAACUGUACGGUAGCGAACGUGUCCAUGACGUCGCUGGCCGUCCGUUGCUACGAAGGCUUCAACGGUGGGUUAGCGCAAUCCUUCUUUCUCGAGCUACGCGACAGCCACUCGCAGGAGAUGCGCUUCAACAACACCUCGCCGGUGCCACGGUUUACAGUGCCGAAUCUGCACCCGAGCGCCAUCUAUCAGCUGGCCGUGUACGCCUUCAACUCGAAGGGCCGCUCGGAACCGUACGUCAUGAGUGCUGCCACCCAGCGGUUGCCGGAAAAGCAAAUGAAGGACUCGGAAAAAGUGGAGCGUCCUCGAUCGCCACUACCCCUAACGCCUACCUUGUCGAUUGCGAUCGGAUUGGCGGCGGCCGUACUUAUUGGCAGCUGUGCCAUUGUGCUGGCACUGAAGUUCCCGUGCGGUACGGGUAGCCGACGGAACAAGGAGACGGCCCAAAGUACGACCGUGCGGACAUCGUCGCCUGGACCGAGCGAUAAGAGCGUCGCCAGCAAGGAGUACGAUGGUAACGAGAGUGACGAGAAAAACCCGGACGUUAUACCGGACACCAUCGAUUCGGACGAUCAGAUGGAGUUCAUCAAACGAAGACAACACAUAUCGACGAUUGACACAAGCAGCCCGAACAGGUUGCUGCUGACGACGACCGCACCGAACCAAAACUUCAUCGGUUCGUCAAUGGCGGCCGCACUGCAUGCCAACCAUUCCACCACCCUUGGCUACUGCACGCUGCGCAAUGGUACACCGCAGGCCUCCAACUCCAUUACGAACGUGUCGAUGUGCCACAUGCCCUCAACCUUUACGACGGCAUCACACACCACCUGUACGCUGCCGAGGCAUCCGGUAACGGCCGGUCCCGGUCCGGGCGUUAGCCUACCGCCCAACGCACACCACUGGCCAUCGUACGGUGGUACGAUCGCAGGUGUCCGCAACAUCACGGCCAUCUCCGUCACCAGCAAUCAGGGUUCGCCCGCACCACCGCCACCGUCGGCCAUCGCGAUGCAGCACCUCGGCCCGACGGCCCGGACCCGCGUCUGCAUCGGGCUGCCCGAGGACGAAGUGUCCGCCGAUACGCCCCUCAUGAUGAAACGCGAAAGCACCGUAUGACUAUAGGAAUCUCACAGGGUCGGUGAUACGGCCCUGUGAGAGUGUGCUGCGGCUCCGUUCCUCACGCAUAAAGGGUAACCGUUCGAUACAGUGCGACAGUGCGACCGGGCCAUUAGUUGCCAACAGUAGCACCGCCAGGCAGAGUGAAAAGGGCCGUACGUUUUCAACCUAAUUAAGUCCAGCGGCAUUUUUUGCUUCCAAUGGAAGUCACCGAAGACCAAACAGUGAGCGGCCCGAGAUGCAGAUGCGGGCUGCAGCACACACAGCUGUCGGGUUUUGCCGUUGUUUUUUGCCGUUCGCCUAGAAUCGUUGCAUCAUUGUGUGAUAUGAGUACGCUGUGAAUAGUAGUCGUGUACGUGUUUGUGAGAAGGUAGGUACCGUGGGGCUUCGACUGCAACUGGCAAGUGAACGGAACCAGCUGACGAUGUCGUACAAAACGAAUGCACGGACGAGAUGUCACGCAACAUAAGGGGAGGGGGAAAAAGGGGGAAGAAAGAAGGGAAACACAACAAACAGACAGACACACAUACACACACACACUAGUGAGCUUUUUUCCAAAUGCAACUUAAUGCAAUCGACCUUCUCCCUAAAAGCGAAAUAGGUCUGUAAAUAGUGUACAAUAUAGGCAAACAGGCUCAAAAAUGAACCAUAGGAAAACUUUAUCGUCGGUUCUAAAUCUCCUCACAGGACAUCACAGAUCCAUCAAAGCCAAAAUAGCCAAAAAAAAAAAAGAAAAACAUUAAUUCAAUUCAUUAUUUUGGCAAAAGUAAACGAUGCAUUAGGGAUCUUUAAAACAUAAGCGAAAGAUGAUCAUUAAACGAAAGCAAACUUUGAAAAGUAAAUUUAGACACACACACACGCGAGAAGAAAAAGGAAAUACAAAAUUACAGCUGUACACAAUAUGGCAUAGCAAAACCACACAAAAACACACAGAGAUAUGAAACAACUUCACUUGCAAUUAAGAGAAUUAGUCCCAGCCACACACUAGCUAGCGAAUAAUGAAAAACAAAACAGAAAAGUUAAAGAGAGAAAAGUUAAAUUGGGAUCUGUCUGGUAAGGAAAUCGAUUGACGAACAUGAGCUGGGAAGAAGCUUCCCAGUGAGAAACCAUCACACCCAAGGCAAGUGAAAAGCGAUGUGAGUCGAGUUUUGCAAACGAUCCUCGCUUGUAUUUGUGCUGCUCAUUCUCCAUUUUCUACAUCCCGGUGCUCUCCAAACCAUCGAAACCAUCCUGUUGGAAUGUUCGAUGAAUUGGAUAAGCUACGUCGCGACUGUGACUGUACUGUGGAGCCACGAGCCAAAGCCAUUGCUCGAGUCACCUAUUUCUUAGCCUACACAGGAGCUCCUUAGGACGCGCCUUAUCAUCCAAUAGUUGUGCUAUCUUUCCAUCGCAAUGUGUCGUCCAUUUCCCUUGACACACACACUCUCGCUCUCUCUCUCUCCCUCGGCCGGUGGGGGUAGUUUUUUUCCGUUGCAUAACGACGCGAUACCAGUGCAUAUCCCCGGUGUACUACCACGCCGACAACGACAGUGAUUGAUGACGUUAAAAAUGGCGAAAUUUUUGCGUCUUGUUUUUUCUGCCUUUUUUUUUAGCCCUCUUCUAUGCUAUUGGAAACCGUUUCGUGGCCGUGUGGCAGGAAGCCACUAUCUUGUGAGUAUGAUGAUAUGAAGCUCGGUACGUGUGAGCUUCUUGCCCGUUACAGCUGUCAACACAAUCGAUGAUGAAUGUUUUCUUUUUUCUCAUUCUUUUUUUUUGUUUGUUUCGUGUACACCGGAGAAAACCUUUGGUUGGAGGAAAUUGGAUUUUCACGUACGGUACACUAUUUAUCGCCGGUAUGAAUUUUUUAGUAUCGUUUUUUUGCUAUAUGAAAUUUGUUUUGUUUGUGUUUGAGUUGUUUGUUGUUCAUGUAUCUUCUGUGCUUUGAGAAUGUUUACAUUUUAUUACAGUAAAAAAAAUUCUUUUUUUCAUGUUGAUACUCACUAAUAAAAAUGUUUCCUUUAUUUUUAAUUUCCGAAUGAAAAGUAAAAUAUCUGACACAUUUUGAUACUUUCGAAAUUUAUCAUUAAUUUCCGUAAGCUCUCUUAGUAAAGUGGUGCUUCAUUAUGAAGGACCACUGCGUCAUAAUCGGAUAGCAUUAUCAUUUAUUUAUCAUUUUAAUUUGUUAAUAAUCAUUAUGUUUAACUAUUUGAAAAUAAAUAACAUUUUUACAGGGGUUUCAAUUGAAUAAAAGUCCUUCAUUUCUAGAAACUUUUUUAAUCAAAAAAGAAUUUGUCAACGAAGAGUCUUUCCCAAUUUUUGGAAGUUUCUCCGGAUAAAAUCAUUUUUUUUAAUGCUUCCUGAAUACGAAACGAUACAAUGCGGUGCAAUCUUUAAACAGAACCGAUUUCAAGUAGUAAAAACUCCAAAAAAGAUUUUAAUAAGUAAGCUAAGCUUGCUUAAAGAUGUCACCUUAUCGAAACGUGACCGUAUUAAAAUUGAUUUUGCAUAUCAGUAUGCCUUAAAGGCAGUUUGCAAUGAAAGAGAAGCUCUUUACAAAUUCCCCUCACCAUUCCAAACUUUUCCAUCCGAUUUUCUUCUAUUUCGAUAUAAAUGGCGCUCACAAGUACAAGCAAUUACGCUCUCUACAGCAACAUUGACAGGCAUAUGAAAAAAAAACACUUCUUCCAAAAGAUAAAUUCCCGCUAGAUUACCAUUCAGAGCUGUUUCAAGCGAAGCACGGUUUAGCAACGAGAAAGUACAGCAUAUGUACAAAAACAAAAGCUAAAACCCAAUGCAAGCUCAGUCCUUUUAAUUAGCUCAAUUGCCUUGCACGUUCUCGCCAGGUGAACGGAUGGCGACGGUUUGGCGGCCAUCUACAUCUUAACCGGCCCUCUAGCCAUGGAUGCAAACGUAUGUGUUUUUGCAUGUUUCGUUAAACCUACACAAACCUGUCAACCAGUUUCCAGGUGCCGUUGAUGCUGUAAAUAUGUAAAAUUACGAACCAAAUGAUACAAAGUCUCACAAAUUAGUCGAAUGAACGGUGAAAGAAAAAGCUCGUUGGCGCUACAAUGCAGAGGGCGAAUAAACUGCGAACGUGGGGUGAAGUAAAAACCAAAAUCAAAAGUUGGAUUCUUUAUUACCUAGAUAUUAAAAUAUCAAUAAAUGAGGUCUAAAGUGCGCUACACAUUAAAGAAAAAACGGUAGGACCCCGGUGGGAUACCAUGCGUCUGUGGUGGGUCGGAACGAUAAGGAGCGAAAAAGUACGAAAAGUCCUAACAUAGGUAAUAUCGAACGAUUAGUUACAAACAAGAAAAAAAACACAACACAUGUUAUGGUUGAGACGGUGAGUGGUGUAAAUUGGUUGAACCGGAACCGUUUCGGGGAAAACAAAAACAAAAAUUGUUUGAACUCAAGCAAGCGAAUGAAUCUCAAGCACAGCAAAUGUGUGCGAAAAUAUGAUUAUAAAUUGCAGUUGUAAAUAAAAUAGAUAAAUUUAUAAAACAUGAA